UUAAUCAGUAGCAUAGCGUUAUAAGCACAUGUCGGGAUCGCGAAAACAGCAAUUUUAGCGGUUUACUAUUACACUGCAGGGCGUAAACCAAAUUUAGAAGUUAAUCAAAUUUUUCAGAUAGAAUAAGUUCUGCCACGUUUUUGUGUUUAAUUUUAAUGCCUAAAAGUGAAAAUGAUGAUCAAACUAGUUACGAUUCUUGUUUUAGUUUGUUCUUGUUACGGCCAAAGUUAUCCAGCGCAUAACGACCAAGAUAACAUUGCAAAGCUGGCGUCCCGUGAUGGGUGGUUAUGGAACACAACCACAGAUUGUUCCCCUGCUUGCAGAACAAUCACUUGGGAAAAAACUGCUCAAGGCGGUAACGACGCUUUAAAAUUUACGGUGUCUGGCCCUAAUCUUGGAUAUGUGGCUGUAGCCAUUUCUACUGAUGAAGGAAUGGGUCCAGCAGACGACACUUAUAUUUGCACAUCCGUCAGCUCAACUGUCGUUGUUCACUCCGGCUAUUUGACCGCGGAAGUCCCGCCCGGCAUUACAACAACGCUUUCUUCAUCUGAUGUGACGUCAUCCAUUACGAAUGGUGUGAUUACGUGUUCGUUCUAUCGACCAAUGAGCGUCACGAAAUCCGUAGCCGGCAGUGACGUCACUUGGAACGUGAAUAAUCAAAAUUUUAACGUUCUAUACGCGGAGGGGGCGAUCUACGCCAAUCGGAGCAUCCAUUAUCAUUCACUACGAAAACACACACAUGGAGCAUUCAAUCUGCUGAAGCCUAAAGGUGACGCUUUUUUAGCACUAUGCGAUUAG
Molecule: messenger RNA, 798 nt
Organism: Ciona intestinalis (vase tunicate)
Lineage: Eukaryota; Metazoa; Chordata; Ascidiacea; Phlebobranchia; Cionidae
Source: RefSeq, a predicted model, not a curated record